Messenger RNA from Pleurotus ostreatus (oyster mushroom), 1263 nucleotides. RefSeq lists its product as uncharacterized. Lineage: Eukaryota; Fungi; Basidiomycota; Agaricomycetes; Agaricales; Pleurotaceae. The transcript is spliced from 4 exons. The record is from RefSeq and is a predicted model, not a curated record. The coding region runs from base 1 to 1263 and encodes 420 amino acids.
AUGGCUACCAGCGACGGCUCGACCACCUCCAGUAUGAUCUCUCUCAAGUCUGUUUCUGCGGCGCCCACCAAUGUACCAUAUAUCAUCGACCUCACCACUCAAGAGUUCCGUCCCACUAAGGCGACACGACAGCGGAAACCCGUUACGCCUCAAAGGACUAAAUCUCCGAAGGCAACGAAUGCGGAUCAUCUUGUCACCCCCACUUCUAACCUUCAAAUCUUCACGAUCGAUGCACCGCGCAAGGUCCCUCAGAUUACAGUUCGCCGCAAGCCAGUUUCGCCCGCGUCCGUCGAGAGACCUGGCUCAGGGCUGGAUCUCACACUCUCCGAAACCAGCGCACCCCCCGUCCCCCCGCCCGACUCCUUCGCUCGCUAUAUGUCCGCAUUCGCUGACCAGUCAAUGCAUGUUCAAUUCAAUAUCCCAAGAAAUAGACCUUUGUCUCGUCCGGGUACUUCCCGAUCAUUCAGGGCACCGCGAGAUUUAGAUGUGCCAUCGCGAAGCCAACUUCAACAAGCUGCUUUGUUAUCUGUCGUAGGACAGCGCGGAGAACGUAUCUCAUUCGGAGAAUUGUUUCAGAAACAGAAGACCCUUGUAAUCUUCAUUCGCCAUUUCUGGUGCCCCCUUUGCCAGGAUUACAUGGCCUCAGUCUCUCGCAGUGUAUCACCGGAGAUGCUGAAGCGUGCUGGUGUCAAACUCGUUAUCAUUAGUAAUGGGUCUCACAAAAUGAUCAGAUCCUACCGUAAAAUCUUUCGCACUCCGUUCCAAGUUUAUACCGAUCCCACCCAUAGAGUGUACGAUGCUCUGGGGAUGACUACAGAAGUCGCUGACGAAUUCACUGCACCUGGGGGCUAUGUUCGUCACGGAGUCUUCAGUGGGAUCGCAAUGGUGGUAGCAAAUGCGUUGAAAGUCGGCAUGCCCGUCUGGGAACGCGGAGGAGAUAUCUCCCGCCUCGGCGGGGAAUUUAUCCUAGGCCCGGGGAUAACGUGCUCCUUUGCGCACCGCAUGCAAAACCCACGUUCUCAUGCACCCAUAAUGAGGUUGAUCGCCGAGGUGGGCGUGGACGUUGCGACGCCCGAGGCAAGAUCUCCUAGUCCCGCGUCGAAACCCCCAAAUAUGACAGAAGAAGAAGAGAUGCAGUGGAUGAAGGGCAGAAGGCGGAGUUUGGCUGCGCUCAAGGCUCGAAAGGUCCAGCGCAGAGGAGGCUCCCAGUGGUGUGGUGGAUCCAAUUGUCUGAUCAAUGUUGAUUCCAAGGAAUCUACUUGA